AGCUGCUGUGUGUGUGCGGUCGGUCGGUGGGCGGCGGCAAACACAACCGGGAGGCUGAAUCUUUUGCGGAAGUCGCAGAAACUAGAGUCAUAUGACCAGGCUGCCGGAGAAAAUGCUACCUAGAUAUGGAUAAAAUUCAACCGUCACGGUGACUAACAUCCACAACGACACGAUGGAGGAGAUUAAAGUGUCUCCUGACUACAACUGGUUCAGAAGCACAGUGCCGCUGAAGAGAAUUAUCGUUGACGAUGACGACAGCAAAGUGUGGUCGCUCUAUGACGCAGGGCCAAAGAGCAUCCGGUGUCCCAUCAUCCUUCUGCCUCCUGUCAGCGGGACAGCAGAGGUGUUCUUCCAGCAGGUGCUGGCUCUGACUGGCUGGGGCUACAGAGUCAUCUCACUGCAGUAUCCGGUUUACUGGGACCUGAUGGAGUUCUGUGAUGGCUUCAGGAAGCUUCUUGAUCACCUGCAGUUGGAUAAAGUUCAUCUUUUUGGCGCGUCACUGGGUGGAUUCUUAGCCCAGAAGUUUGCAGAAUACACACACAAGUCCCCCAGGGUGCACUCACUGGUGUUGUGUAAUUCAUUCAGUGAUACCUCCAUCUUUAACCAGACGUGGACAGCAAACAGUUUUUGGUUGAUGCCGGCUUUCAUGUUGAAGAAGAUUGUCCUGGGGAACUUUGCUAAAGGACCUGUGGACCCUAAAAUGGCUGAUGCAAUAGACUUUAUGGUUGAUAGGCUGGAGACGCUAAACCAAAGCGAGCUAGCAUCCCGGCUAACACUCAACUGUCAGAACUCUUAUGUGGAGCCCCAUAAAAUAAAGGAUGUUGCUGUGACCAUUAUAGACGUUUUUGAUCAGAGUGCACUCUCGCUGGAGGCGAAGGAGGAGAUGUAUAAACUUUAUCCUAAUGCCAGAAGAGCUCAUUUGAAGACAGGUGGAAACUUUCCUUACCUGUGCAGGAGUGCUGAAGUCAACCUCUACAUACAAAUUCAUUUGCGCCAGUUCCACGGGACACGCUACGCCGCCAUCAACCCCGCCAUGGUGAGCGCCGAGGAGCUAGAGGUCCAGGAGAGCCACCUGAGCAAAAACCAAGACUCUGAUGAUGAGCAGUGAGACGGAGGCCCUCCCUCUCCCUCUCUUUUUGACUCUUUGAAACAUUUCACACACUUCUUCCCACUCAUCUACUGAGGCUGAAGGAUGUUCUCCAGAUCACCACUGUGGCAGUUUUUUUACUAUGGAGCUCAAUAUUCAAUCAGCUAGUCAAAAUGAGUAUAUUUUUAUUUUCCAGAUGAAGCAAUAUUUUGAUAAUUACUUGUACAUAAAUGGAACUCGGCCGCUUUUGCUUUAGAAAAAACAAACAACGUAUGACACUUUGCCUUAUGUGGAAUGAAUUUGAUAAUUGUUGCACUCAUAAAUUGCCUGAAAUGUUUUGCCUCAAGUGUUCAUUUGUAUGUGUAAUAUAUAUAAAUAUAGUGGUUAACACUACCAGCAGUGAACUGGUUUACUGUUAACAUAAAUCAACAAAUUAACACACUGGUUAUGAAAACAUGUACCUGAAAUGUUUUGUGUAAUUAAAUGAGAUUAAGUUAAUUUUUUUUCCCAUUUGUUUUAGAAUACAGUUAACUUUUUGGAUUUCUCAUGUCGUGAUGUUUUUUUUGUUUGUUUUUUGUUUUUUUUACAUGAGCAGUGAGUAGUGUUUAAUAGCUUUCAGCCAGCCUGUGAACUGAGUAGGCAGCAGCUCCAUAAGUGAGUGAAUCUGUUUAAACAACUACACACAAACACUGUUUUGGGGUUGGAAAAACAGAAAUUUAUGCUGAACUUUAAAGAUGGUCACAGCCUUUAAAAGGUGGAUGUCUGUCCUAAUGUUGCUCGGCUCUACAGACGUGUGACACCACCACACUGGGGGUUGAGCUGUCAAUCAAAAUGCCCCUGCAGCUGUAUCAUUUGCUCCAUUGCUACUCUGCUGGUGCAUUUUUUUGUUUUGUUUGUUUUUUUAAGUAAAAAAAGAGA
Scomber japonicus (chub mackerel) is the source of this 2005-nucleotide messenger RNA. RefSeq names its product SPG21 abhydrolase domain containing, maspardin (gene spg21). The transcript has 9 exons. NCBI's taxonomy places the organism in Eukaryota, Metazoa, Chordata, Actinopteri, Scombriformes, Scombridae. The record is from RefSeq and is a predicted model, not a curated record. Gene Ontology annotation, cellular component: trans-Golgi network transport vesicle; cytosol. Gene Ontology annotation, molecular function: CD4 receptor binding. The coding region runs from base 173 to 1108 and encodes 311 amino acids.